Patiria miniata (bat star) is the source of this 3159-nucleotide messenger RNA. It is a transcript of the gene cse1l, whose product is annotated as exportin-2-like. The transcript has 25 exons. NCBI's taxonomy places the organism in Eukaryota, Metazoa, Echinodermata, Asteroidea, Valvatida, Asterinidae. The record is from RefSeq and is a predicted model, not a curated record. Gene Ontology annotation, biological process: protein export from nucleus; protein import into nucleus. The coding region runs from base 94 to 2985 and encodes 963 amino acids. Gene Ontology annotation, molecular function: nuclear export signal receptor activity; small GTPase binding. Gene Ontology annotation, cellular component: cytosol; nuclear envelope.
GAAAAAUAGCCGAACCCGUCCAAAAAAGUAAGAGCGCCCUCUGUUGAUGUUUUUAACAUAAAAAAGACGCGGAAAAUAAAACAAUCUCCAGAAAUGGAAUUAACAACACAGGAUCUCUACACGGUAGCAAGCUCUUUGCAGCAAACACUCUCGGCUAACAUCACAGAAAGAAGAGCAGCCGAAGCCUACCUGGAGUCCGUUGAGGCCCGCGCUAACUACUCCAUCUUCCUGUUGGAGUUGCUGAGCAAAGAUGACGUGGACAGCACUAUCAGGAUCUCUGCGGCUGUCACCUUCAAGAACUUCGUGCGUCGGAACUGGAGAGUGGUUGAGGACGAGCCCAAUAAGAUCAAUGACGCCGACAGGGGCUUGGUCAAAGACAAGAUUGUCGAGCUGAUGCUGGGGAUGCCUGAAAAUCUCCAACGACAGUUGAGUGAAGCCAUAAGCAUCAUCGGCUUGGAAGAUUUUCCUCAGAAGUGGCACAAGCUUCUUGAGCAGAUGAAAGAGAAAUUGGGCAGCGAUGACUACAACGUCAUCAACGGCAUCCUCAGAACAGCACACUCCCUCUUCAAAAGGUAUCGUCAUGAGUUCAAGUCCCAGGAAUUAUGGACGGAAAUCAAGAUGGUCCUGGACAAGCUUGCCGAGCCGCUUACCAUUUUAUUUGAGAAAACAGUGCAUCUUACUGGCGUGACUGAUAUCAAGACACAAUACGAUGCCUUGGUCCUGAUGUGCAAGGUCUUCUACAGUCUAAACUGUCAGGACCUGCCCGAGUACUUUGAGGACAACAUGAACACAUGGAUGACUAACUUCCUCAAACUCGUCAGUGAGGACGUUCCUGCCCUACACACCAAGAAUGAAGAAGAGGCUGGGACCUUAGAGCGACUCAAAUCCCAGAUCUGCGACAACAUCGCCCUCUAUGCGCAGAAAUACGACGAGGAGUUCGGCACGUUCCUGCCGCAGUUUGUCACAGCCGUCUGGCAUCUGCUGGUGACCACCGGCAAGGAAGUCAAAUACGAUCUGUUGGUGAGUAACGCCAUUCAGUUCCUGGCGUCAGUCGCCGACCGUGCUCACUACAAGGAUCUCUUUGAGAAACCUGAAGUCUUGACCAGCAUCUGCGAGAAAGUCAUCGUGCCUAACAUGGAGUUCAGAGCAUCCGAUGAGGAGUUGUUUGAGUUCAACCCAGAGGAGUACAUUCGAAGAGAUAUCGAAGGCUCAGAUAUUGACACGCGGCGACGUUCUGCCUGCGAUCUCGUCAAAUCUCUCUGUAAAUUCUUCGAGGCGACCGUGACUCAGAUUUUCUCGAGUUACGUCGGCGCCAUGCUUGAGCUGUAUGCCUCCAAUCCUACCACUAACUGGAAGAGUAAAGAUGCAGCCAUAUAUCUGGUCACCUCACUGGCCUCCAAGUCCAAGACACAAAAGCAUGGUACAACGGAGGUCAGACAGCUUGUCAACAUUAACGAUUUCUUCACUGCACACAUUGCUUCAGAUCUCCAAUCAGACAAAGUCGAUGAGUUUCCAGUUCUCAAGGCCGACGCUAUCAAGUACGUGAUGGCCUUCCGUCAGAUCAUACCCGCGGAGGUCCUGUCAGCGGCUAUUCCAUGUCUCAUCACCCUACUCCGAGCGGAGAGUACCGUGGUCCAUACCUACGCAGCUCACGCCAUUGAGAGACUCUUCACGGUCAAACUGGGUAACGGACACGGAGCUAUCUCGGUCGAAAGUGUCAAACCGCACAUUGAGCUGCUGCUGACCAACCUCUUCGCUGCGAUGGAGUUCUCAGGAUCGGAAGAGAACGAAUACAUCAUGAAAGCAAUCAUGAGAUCCCUUGUCAUGCUGAAAGCGGAGGCUGUACCUUACCUGCAAGUCAUCGUCGCCAAACUGACUGAGAAAUUGCUCCUUGUCAGCAAGAAUCCCAGCAAGCCUCACUUCAACCACUACCUGUUUGAGGCCAUCAGUCUGUCUGUCCGGUCCGGUUGCCAAGCCGACGCAUCCAACGUCUCCAUCUUUGAGAUGGCCCUGUUUCCACCAUUCCAAGACAUACUCACUGCAGACAUUGGAGAGUUCAUCCCCUACGUGUUCCAGAUCAUGUCGCUCAUGCUUGAGAUGCACACGGACUGCCCCGCUCCUUACAUGGUCCUCUUCCCCCACCUCCUCACCCCCGUCUUGUGGGAGAAGCAGGGCAACAUCCCGCCCCUGGUCCGCCUCAUCCAGGCCUACAUUGAGAAGGGUUCGGCCGACAUCGUCAAGGAAGGCAAAGUGCUUGGCAUCCUGGGCGUGUUUCAGAAGUUGAUUUCCUCCAAAGCCAACGAUCACCAAGGCUUCUACGUCAUGCAGAGCCUUCUGGAACACAUGGAAGCGUCAGCCUUGUCGGAGCACAUUCACAAGAUUUUCCUGCUGCUGUUCCAGAGACUAACCCACUCCAAGACCACAAAGUUCGUCAAAAGUCUUCUGGUCUUCUUCAGUCUGUUUGCUGUCAAGCACGGCGCUGAUUCCCUGGUCCGCAUGAUUGAAGAAAUCCAAGCCAAGAUGUUUGGCAUGGUACUGGAGAAGUUGUACAUUCCCGAGGUGCAGAAAGUCUCGGGUCACCUGGAGAGGAAGAUAUGCGCCGUUGGAAUCACGAAGAUACUGACUGAAUGCCCAGCGAUGUUUGAACCAGCACUACAACCGCACUGGACCAACCUUCUGCAAGCCUUAGUCCACCUCUUUGAGCUCCCGGAGGACGACAGUCUACCGGACGAUGAGCACUUUAUAGAGAUAGAGGAUACCCCUGGGUACCAGACCGCUUACUCUCAGCUGGCAUUUGCUGGGAAGCAUGAGACCGAUCCGUUCAGGGGAGCGGUGCCCGACGCUAAGAUCUUUCUGGCGCAGGGGCUGAAGAGUGUCUGUACGGCACACCCAGAGCUGGUACAACUCAUCAAGACUGGCCUCGACGAGAAAGUGGCCAACUGCCUGCAGGUUUAUUUGACUGCUGCACAUGUCACCUUGGGAUGAUGACAAUGACCAAUGACAAUGACGUCACAGGUGGUGCCAUGUCACCUUGGGAUGAUGACAAUGACCAAUGACAAUGACGUCAAGAAGGUGACAUCUAGAACCCUCUCAGAGGUACCACUGAGCCACUUUCAUGAUAUCCACCAUUCCAACUGAUAAUGCCGCCUAUGUGUCACC